Messenger RNA from Strongylus vulgaris, 444 nucleotides. Lineage: Eukaryota; Metazoa; Nematoda; Chromadorea; Rhabditida; Strongylidae. The record is from the annotation of a GenBank genome assembly.
AUGACAAAAAGGAAAUCUUGCCGAUGUACGCAUGCUUGUAAGCAGGACGUCUAUACUACCACGUAUUCAGCCGCCAAAUGGCCAUCGAAAAGUGUUCGGAUGGAAUGCGCUGAAAAGGAUUGCAAUUCGUACUAUAGUGAGCAUGCUGCUAUGCUGGAAAUCUAUUAUGAACAGAUGAGCUAUGAGGUGCUUCGAGAAUCUGAGUCAUAUUCAUUUGUUAACCUGAUUUCUGACAUUGGAGGACAAAUGGGAUUAUGGCUGGGGGCAUCAGUUUUAACAGCUAUCGAAAUCCUCAUUUUUCUCAUCAGCGUUGUGUCUAUUGCCCUUGGCACUCAUCUGAAGUAUUUCGAUAAGGCGAAUUCAGAGAAAGGUGCAGGGAAGAAGUCACAGGAAGAAGACGUAAAUCGAAAAGCAUCGGAAAAAAGCAUGUACGAAACUGAGUAA